Arvicola amphibius (Eurasian water vole) is the source of this 848-nucleotide messenger RNA. RefSeq names its product tumor protein D52 (gene Tpd52). Gene Ontology annotation, biological process: B cell differentiation. Bases 83 to 640 code for a protein of 185 amino acids. The transcript has 6 exons. Lineage: Eukaryota; Metazoa; Chordata; Mammalia; Rodentia; Cricetidae. Gene Ontology annotation, cellular component: cytoplasm. The record is from RefSeq and is a predicted model, not a curated record.
ACUGCGCGGCGGCCGCGGGCGGAGCGCGGAGCGGCGCGGAGGAGCGCGGCGGGCGGAGCGCCGGGAGCGAGGUGGCACAGACAUGGAACGCGGCGAGCAAGGUCUGCUGAAGACAGAGCCAGUGGCCGAGGAAGGAGAGGAUGCCGUUGCCAUGCUCAGUGCCCCAGAGAACCUGUCAGAGGAGGAGCAAGAUGAGCUGAGACGGGAACUUGCUAAGGUGGAAGAAGAAAUCCAGACUCUCUCUCAAGUGCUGGCUGCAAAAGAGAAACAUCUUGCAGAGAUCAAGCGCAAACUUGGGAUCAGUUCACUUCAGGAAUUGAAGCAGAACAUCGCCAAAGGGUGGCAAGACGUGACAGCGACCUCUGCAUACAAGAAGACAUCUGAAACCUUAUCUCAGGCUGGACAGAAGGCUUCAGCUGCAUUUUCAUCGGUUGGCUCAGUCAUCACCAAGAAGCUGGAAGAUGUCAAAAACUCCCCAACUUUCAAGUCAUUUGAAGAAAAGGUUGAAAACUUAAAGUCUAAAGUAGGGGGAGCCAAGCCUGCCGGCGGUGAUUUUGGAGAGGUCCUGAAUUCCACUGCUAACGCUACUAGUGCUGAGGCCAACGAGCCGCCUCCAGCGCAGACGGAGGCCAUGCCCUGAGUUCCAGAACAUAUCCUGCUGCCCACUGCCAGGUGCUGCAAGGGACAUCAAGCACAUCUUGUCAGCGUUCAUGGCCACAGAUUUCGUCCAGAUGUGCUUUCAUUUAGCUUUACUUAUUUCUUUGACCAAAUAGUUUGCGAAUUAAAGUGGGAGCACGCUCGCCUCCACGCCAGGGAAACGCCCUUUGUAGGAGACGGCAGCCAGAGCC